Molecule: messenger RNA, 1099 nt
Organism: Oldenlandia corymbosa var. corymbosa
Lineage: Eukaryota; Viridiplantae; Streptophyta; Magnoliopsida; Gentianales; Rubiaceae
Source: the annotation of a GenBank genome assembly
AGAACCCAAUUAGUGGAUUUGCUAUUUAAGGAAGAGAGGCAAAUCACCAAAACCAUAUAGAAAAAACUGUCUCAAAAGAACAAAAAAAACAUUCAUUUCCCUCCAACAUGAAAAGAAGUCCCUCCAACACUAAAUCUCUUUCUCCUUCAUGGGAGAAUGAAGAAGAAACUACAAAUGCACAAUUUUCUUCAAAACCCUCUUUGGAGAAGAAGCUCAAACUAUUUGGUUUCGAGCUAAACACUAGCGAAAAUGGCGAGCAAAUGAUUGACCUCAAAAGGUCUACAGAAAAUGAUGAAAGCGUGAAUUCAUCAUCCUCCACAAUUUCAUCAGGAAAAGAUCAACAAAUCCAUCCCUUGGAGGAAAGAGGACCAACUCCCGAAGUCAUGAGUAGCGAUGAUCAAGACAAGAACAAGUUCGAGUGCCAAUAUUGUUUCAAACGAUUCGCGAAUUCGCAAGCAUUAGGAGGCCAUCAGAACGCUCACAAGAAAGAGAGGAUGAGGAAGAAGAGGUUGCAACUUCAAGCAAGAAAAGCCAGCUUAAGCUAUUAUCUUCAACCUUUCCAAAACGCGAACGAUGUCAGCUACUAUGGCGGCGGUUCAUUAUCUCAGUUCUUUUACGAACCUUCAAUAUUUUCUUCACCCGAAUUCACAAUCUCCGAUGAAUCUCAGAUUAGUUUCGGCACCCCAAACGAUGAUCGUCGAGAAGGUUCCGGCCAUUUUUCAAGGUCUUGGUAUGCCCUACCAGCAACAUCCAAUCAUGCACCUUUAUUUCAACAAGAGUUAAUAACAUCACCAUCAUCCUGUAAAUUUACUCUUACCCACGCGGAAAAAUCAAGGGAGAUGAACAAACCCGUGAUUAAGCCAGCUUCUGAUUAUAGAUCCGUUGAUCUUCAGCUAGGUUUAAGCUUGCAUUGAUUCCUAAAUCAAUUUAGUUAUUAGAAUAUAUACAAUUAAAAAUAUAGUAUAAUUCUGUCUAUCCUCCUAAUUAAUUCACAGCUUGAGGAACUGUACUCUAUACAUGUUUAAUUAAUUAUAUCAUAAAAAUAGAUUUAUUAAUUUGAAUUUAAUUGUGUGAUUUUAUUUUUAUUUUUUUACGUGGU